AGGUACCAUACCCGGGACCGUACACCCAUCGCAGCUUUCGACUACCCGGAACGACCAUUCGCCAUCUGGGACGAGCGAUAUACUAGUGGGGAACACCAUUAUAGAAUAUCUAGACCGGUUUGCGUCUGUGUGAGCGAGAGACCUUCUCCAGCAUCGCUACUCCUCCACUGCCUGCAUCUCAUUAACAUUUUGUCCUCCUCGACCAACGCACUUACCCUUCACGUCACGCCUCGGAGCUACGAGCCGUCGGUUGCCCUCCGUGGAUUCUUCUCAAUCCUCACGUGGGUUUUAUUGGUCCGACGCGCACUUCUCCACUCCGCCUUUUGCAGCGUCACAGCUGCAAUCCAUACCGACUCCUCCCUCUUCAGACGCUGGUAGGUCGUUAGGACCUACCCGGGACACAACCGCCAACGUGGCUGCUGCCGUGGCUCACCCGACUUCCAUGCAUCCUGGGCCAGCCCAGAUGGGUGUACCUCCAAGCUUUUCGUCUAGGAGGGGACACGCCGCUCAUUUGGGUAAUUUCGAACUACCACCACCGCCUGCGCACAAAUUUUCUUCCUUCAAUACUAUCAACGCUUCACAAUCGUCACAAGCUCCAACGACUAUCGCUAGCGUUGGCAACCUGCUUACUCCACCCAACAACAUCCCGGGUGAAGUGCUGAGUCCUUCCUCAGGCGUCUCGACAAGCAGUGCCCAGCCAGCAACAAUGUCUUCCUAUAACCAGAGCGGCGGCUACAUGUACUCGCCAGCUUCUCAGCCGUCAAGCCACUACGGUUAUGGUGGUGCACCACAAAAUCAAUAUAACCAAGGCCGAGGAGGGCUGAAUCCGCCGCCGUACGAAAUGAACCAACAGCUGCCACCAUUCACGCCAUCGUCCGUGCCUUCCAAUAUGCCCCCAAUGUCUGCACAACACCAGCCUCACCAUAUGAUGAGCUCACAAACUCCGGUGUCGAGCUCAGCGCCCCAACAAUCGCCCGCCCACGCCCAGGAACCUUUCAGGCCACCGCCUACUCCAACCUACGCAUAUCCUCCCGCCACAACACCACAGCAGGCCACAUUUCCUUAUUCGACAGGUCCAUCCCCAACACAUCAAAGUCCGAUCAGCGGGGGCGGGCCCAUGCCAAGGAUGUCACCAGCUGUGUCGCAUGGUCCGAUCCCUCCCAUGCCAUCCAACUCUGCUCCAUCACCUCACCCAUACCAACGAUCCUAUGGAAAUUACGUACCAGCUCCCAGUCCAGUUUAUACGAACGUGAACAAUCCGAACGGUCAAAUGGCCUUGGUUGGCGGUGUUCACCCCGGAAUGAUGCAAGGAUUCAACAGCGGACAUGCAGCUGCUAUGCCACAUUUCCUUGGACCACACCAGCACCAGCAACCACCAGCGAACGACCGUCCAUUUAAGUGCGACCAGUGUCCGCAGAGCUUCAACCGUAACCACGAUUUGAAGCGACAUAAAAGGAUACAUCUAGCCGUCAAGCCGUUCCCCUGCACGCACUGUGACAAGAGCUUUUCACGAAAGGAUGCUUUGAAGCGACAUAUUCUGGUCAAGGGCUGCGGCAAGGCAGCAAAUGGUGGCGGUGACGACGCGAAGCGGGAAAGCCACUCGCCGGAUGUCAAAGCCGAGUCCGUCGAUACGAAAACGAUAAUACACAGUCGCGCAUAGAGAAUCCUCUCUAGCCUGCAUCCGGUCUUUCAUUUCACUUUCCUCUGUAUUAAUUACCUGUUUCGAGCCUGACCAGACGCUAAAGCCUACGCCGCUAAAUGUCAAGGGCUCACGGCACCCUUGAAACUGUCGAUAUUGGAUACCAUCCGCAGGGAGGUCAUGCGCUUGAUUGGAGUUUUGGUUCAGGCACAUGUUUUGUCAUUCGGUCGUACUUCUGCAGCAGAUACCUCUUAGUCGAUUCGGAGCUUCUU
Paraphaeosphaeria sporulosa is the source of this 1911-nucleotide messenger RNA. RefSeq lists its product as uncharacterized. The coding region runs from base 443 to 1660 and encodes 405 amino acids. Lineage: Eukaryota; Fungi; Ascomycota; Dothideomycetes; Pleosporales; Didymosphaeriaceae. The record is from RefSeq and is a predicted model, not a curated record. The transcript is spliced from 3 exons. Gene Ontology annotation, biological process: regulation of transcription by RNA polymerase II. Gene Ontology annotation, molecular function: DNA-binding transcription factor activity, RNA polymerase II-specific; RNA polymerase II cis-regulatory region sequence-specific DNA binding.